Oryzias melastigma (Indian medaka) is the source of this 4807-nucleotide messenger RNA. RefSeq names its product plakophilin-4. Gene Ontology annotation, biological process: cell-cell adhesion; cell-cell junction assembly. Gene Ontology annotation, cellular component: adherens junction; plasma membrane; cytoplasm. The record is from RefSeq and is a predicted model, not a curated record. NCBI's taxonomy places the organism in Eukaryota, Metazoa, Chordata, Actinopteri, Beloniformes, Adrianichthyidae. Gene Ontology annotation, molecular function: cadherin binding. The coding region runs from base 595 to 4110 and encodes 1171 amino acids. The transcript is spliced from 22 exons.
ACACGAUUUUUAUCAGAGUGGGUCUUAAGCAUGUGCUCAAUUUAUGUUAGGCACAGAUAAAAGGUGGGACAGAGAAAGGGAUGAUGAGGGGCAAUUCUGACAGCUUCUCUGUCCUAUGCAGGUUUCAUUGUGUUGGUCUGAAUGGUGCAGCAGAAUCAUUAGAGGAGAUUGAUCAGAGACGGAUCCGUCUUCUUCUUUUUUUUUUUUUUUAAGUUUGGUGUCUGAAACUCAUUAGAAAUGCCAGUGCAUUAGGAAGAGCAGAGCGUAGCAGCUUUCCCCACCCGUCUAAACCGGCUCCCACUGCAGCCAAGCGUUAGAUAUCUCCAGCAGAAGAAGAAGAGGAAGAAGAGGAGAGUCAGGCUGUAUAAAGUUUGGGAGUGGGAGGGGUGAGCAGAGCAUGUCGACAAUGUGGAGUGAAUUUUCAGCACAGCCCCAGGGAGCACAGGAGAGGUGUGAAAAGAAGGCUGGUCGCGUUGAUGUAGACUCUUUAAAUUUCCUCAGACAGGUCACAAAAGAAGUAUCCAGUUUGUGUGUGCUCGCCUUGUGUGUGGGCGACUGGCUGUGAAUGUAAUUGACCAUGGUAAUGGCCAUUACAUGGGACAGCAAAGGACAGCAAUGAGAGAAACCGUCCAUCUGUGGAGUGACUUUAUGGAGCUCCAGUUCGAACGGCUGACUCGGGAGCUGGAAGUGGAGAGGCAGAUUGUGGCCAAUCAGCUGGAAAGAUGCAGACUUGAAGCGGAGUCACCAGGCACGGGGAGCAGCAGUUCAUCUGAGAAGUCCCUGCCAUGGAAAACUGCAGAUGUCUCCACCUCAGGGGACAACAAGUCUCGAGUGACUGACAGCUCCCAGUCGCCCAGCUACCGAAUUAGGACUGAGUCAGAGCAGGUGUCUCUGUACUCCCCAGAGCAGACUUCCCUUCAUGAAAGUGAGGGAUCCGCAGGGAAUUCGAGCGGCUCGGCUCAGAUGAACUCGUACUCCGAUAGCGGCUAUCAGGAUGCCAGUAGUGGCUAUCUCAGCAGCCAGAGCCAGGGCAAGGCUGAGCUGAGGGUGCAGCACUCCUUCCCUGGUGCUGGCACAGGUACACUGGCGAGGAAGGCUGAAGGCCAGGCGUCAGCACAGGUUCAAGCUGUGACGACAGCAGUACCUGGCCGUGCUAUGCGAAGGGUUAGCUCAGUGCCUUCUCGCUCCCACUCGCCAGCCUACGCCACCAGUGUGUCCCCGUCCCGCGGAUCUCUGCGCAACACCGUCAGCAGUGCCUACGGCUCUCCGAUUGUCACCGAACCCAAGCCCCUCGCCAGCAUCUACUCCACAACGUUGCCCUCACCCCAGCGCACCAGCAGCACCGGCGGCAGCUGCUCGCCCUACUCCACCCAGAAAAACUCCCCCGCAGGACUGCGACGCAUGAGCUCCACAAACUCUCGAUCCAGCCGCACCACGUCGCCCUAUCAUACCUCGGCGGGGUCGUCGACGGGCCGCAUGAACUCCCCGUUGACGAUGGCGGAUAACAAUAACGCUCCGCUGACGAAGCAGCCCGCCCACUCAUCGUCUCCAGUCAGGGCUACCAUGACCGCUGUGCCCCAGCAAUACAGCUGCACUCUGCCUCGCUCUGUGCCCCACAACGCUGACCCGUACGGACCUCAGAACUACGACAUUUAUGAGAGAAUGACACGACCUGACAGCCUAACAGAUGCCCUUGUUGAUGGUGACAUUCAAGGAAUGCGAAGCUCAUACGCCAGUCAACACAGCCAGCUUGGCCAGGAUGUGAGGACGACAAUAUCCCCAGACCGCCACAUAGCACCAAUCUACGAGGAUCGGACGUUUCAGGGGCCGUUAUACCGCAGCCCCAGCCACACCCAGCAGGGCACCCUCUACCGGAGCAGCUCAGGUGUGGGAAGCCUGAAGAGAACGUCCAGCCAGCGAAAUGCCAUGACUUACCAAAGAAACAGCUACGGUCUCAACUCUGCUGCCACCUAUGCUGACGCAUAUCGCUCGGCGCCGUACCGGCCCUCCGAUCCGGCCUACGCUCGCCAGCCUAUCAUGGUGGAUGACGGCGCACCUCGUUCCCCUUCCAUCGACAGCAUUCAGAAGGACCCCAGAGAGUUUGCGUGGCGUGACCCGGAGCUGGCGGAGGUGAUCCAAAUGCUGCAGCACCACUUUCCCUCAGUGCAGGCCAACGCAGCUGCCUACCUGCAGCACCUGUGCUUUGGUGAUAACCGAGUCAAGACGGAGGUGGGUCGACUGGGAGGAAUCAAACACCUGGUGGACCUGCUGGACCACAAAGCCGUGGAGGUGCAGAGGAACUCUUGUGGCGCUCUGAGGAACCUCGUCUACGGCAAAGCAAUGGAUGAUAACAAGAUCGCUGUGAGGAACGCCGGAGGUAUUCCAGCAUUGCUUCGACUCCUGAGGAAGUCUGUGGACGCGGAAGUGCGAGAGCUCGUUACAGGUGUGCUCUGGAACCUCUCAUCGUGUGACGCCGUCAAGAUGACAAUCAUCCGAGACGCCUUAGUAACUCUGACCAAUACUGUGAUCAUCCCUCACUCCGGAUGGAGCAGCUCAACCUUCGACAGCGAGCACAAGUUGAAGUUCCACUCCUCCCUGGUGCUGAGGAACACCACUGGCUGCCUCAGGAACCUGAGCUCAGCCGGAGAGGAAGCCAGAAAACAGAUGCGCACUUGUGAGGGUCUGGUUGACUCUCUGCUCUACGUAAUCAAAGCCUGUGUAAACACCGCUGAAUUCGACAGCAAGAUUGUGGAGAACUGCAUUUGCACUCUACGGAACCUUUCGUACCGUCUGGAGCUGGAGAUGAUGCCGUCCCGGCAGAUGGGUGGGGAGGAGCUGGACGGUUUACUGGGCAGAGAGUCGCCCAGCAAAGAGGUGGACUCCAGCUGCUGGGGCAGGAAGAAGAAGAAGAAGAAAAACAGCAUGCAGGAGGAUUCCUGGGACGGAGUGGGGCCCAUCCCCGGGUUCUCUAAGUCUCCCAAAGGGGCUGAGAUGUUGUGGCACCCGUCUGUGGUUAAGCCCUACUUGACGCUGCUGGCUGAAAGCUCCAAUCCGGCCACGUUGGAAGGUUCUGCCGGGUCUCUUCAGAACCUGUCAGCUGGCAACUGGAAGUUUGCAGCGUACAUACGUGCAGCAGUGCGCAAAGAGAAGGGACUGCCCAUCCUGGUGGAGCUGCUGCGGAUGGACAACGACCGGGUGGUGUGCUCCGUAGCCACUGCUCUGAGAAACAUGGCACUGGACGUCAGGAACAAGGAGCUUAUAGGGAAGUAUGCAAUGAGGGACCUGGUGAACCGUCUCCCCGGGGGGAACACCACUCUGCUGUCGGACGAGACUGUAGCAGCCAUCUGUUGCACCCUGCACGAGGUCACCAGCAAAAACAUGGAGAACGCGAAGGCUUUGGCCGACACGGGCGGCAUCGAGAAGCUGGUCAACAUCACCAAGACUAGAGGAGACAGGUACUCUGUGAAGGUGGUGAAAGCAGCCGCCCAGGUGCUGAACACUCUGUGGCAGUACAGGGAUCUGCGUGCAAUCUACAAAAAAGACGGAUGGAACCAAAACCAUUUCCUCACCCCGGUUUCUACACUCGAACGGGAAAGGUUCAAAUCCCAGCCCACGCUCCUGACCAAUUCCAUUCAGAUGUCUCCAGUCAGCCAUCCGGCUGCCAGUGCCACGUCAUCUCCUGCAACUCUAGGCAUGAAAGAGCACAGGGACAGCAUGAGGGACUAUCAGAGCUCCCACUCAGCUAUGCAGUUUUAUAACUACAGAGAAGACGGCAGUAAUCACAAAAAACCGUACACAGGUUCUGGAAAACCCUCUCCGUAUUACUACUCCACACCCACGAGGGAGGAGCCCAGAAGAACACAGCCGCUGUAUUACACAGAGGAUCCCUGCCGGAGGAGCUACGAUCCAUACCGAAUGUACCUGCAGCAUCCUCACAGCUACGACGACACAUAUUUAGAGGAGGUCAUCACGUACCCCCCCACAGUGGACUACAGCUUUCAGCCUCAUGGAGUCAAACCCGCCCCCAACUAUGUGGACUAUUACGCCAGCACGCAGAGGCCUUCUUACCGGGCGGAGCAGUACCCAGGCUCUCCUGACUCCUGGGUCUGAAGAUACAACUUCAAAGAGGAGCAGCUAAAAGAGGGGAGGGGGGCACACAGGAAACAACAGCAUUUUUCAUGGACUUGUUUUUUUUUUUUUUUAUAAGUGUUUUUGUGCUCAAGUGGACGUGUGCGAGGGAGUGUGUGCGUGCGGACGGAGUUCCGCUGAGUGGCAGCAGGUGGAGAAAUGGAACGUGUGCCGAGGAAGGAAACCAGAGAACGUUUUAUUCUGUUGCAGAGGGAGAUGGGAAUCGUGCCGAGGGGGACACUACAGCGAGCGGAGGCGCGUCCUGGUGUCUGUAGCUGUUAGCUUUAUUGUGAUAGCGCUUGAAAGGUGUGAAUCGAGGGUAUGCGGUGGGAGUCAAAAAAUAAAGAGGAUGAUGUAUGUGGAGAAGAUGAACUGGAUCAUGAACUCAUCUGUAAAUCCUGCAAGAGUAGUUACAUGUUAGAUUGUACAGAAAGAUCAAAUUGUAUCUGUACGUAAUGUUGAAUCAGUGUAAUGCCGUUAAAUCUUGUACAUUUCUUCCAUUUGACUGUAAAUACCGAACAAAAAAAAAAAGAGACAUGUUACUCGGUUUACACAUCAGCACUGGUAAGAAAAAAACAGCUUGUGCCAUUUUAGAUGUCUAUGAAGAUAUAUAAAUAUACAAAUAUGUGAACAAAGUUGAAAUGUUGGAAAAAAUAAAAGGUCAGUUUUGUUUUUUAAA